AGGUUUUAGAGCAACAUCUGCUCAAACCAGACCACGUCUCUUUCGGGGAAGGCCUUGCAGAUUUCAGCAAGACAAUGCUGAACCACAUCCUGCGUCCAUCACACCAGUACGGUAAGUACAGUGAGGUCCAGCAGGAACCAUCUACAGUGCAUCUUUAAGCAGUGGUUCUAACUUUGAAAGGGUAGACCGGAAAUGGUUUACGUCAUUACGUAGAAUUGACCGCCGGCGAGCCUUUGAAAGUCUUCAGUUUGACUUCAGCCCAGGAGAGACCAUGUCCGCCGUCAUAGGCAAACUGUACUCACCUUUAAUCUCAUUUAGAACUCAGUCUCUAUGAAACAGCAGUGACGCGGGGCCUGAAGGAUGGCCAGCUCGGGUGCUGUUCAGGUGAAACUAGAGCUCGGACAUCGCGCCCAGGUUAGGAAGAAACCCACCGUGGAAGGCUUCACUCACGACUGGAUGGUCUUUGUCCGAGGACCAGAGCACAGCAACAUCCAGCACUUUGUGGAGAAAGUGGUUUUUCACCUCCACGAAAGCUUCCCCAAACCAAAAAGAGUCUGCAAGGAUCCGCCAUACAAAGUGGAGGAGUCUGGAUAUGCAGGCUUCAUCUUGCCUAUUGAAGUUUACUUCAAAAACAAGGAAGAACCGAAGAAAGUUCGCUUUGAUUACGACCUGUUCCUCCACCUGGAAGGUCACCCUCCUGUCAAUCAUCUCCGCUGUGAGAAGCUCACCUUCAACAACCCAACGGAGGAGUUUAGGAGGAAGCUGCUGAAAGCCGGAGGGACCCGGGAUCCUCACAAACGAGGUUCAGCAGACUCAAAACAGGUGAUGGUGAUGCAGGAGGGAUCCACCUCCCUGUUCAGCCAGCAUCUCAAGCUGCCGUCACUUCCCAACAGCUCGCUGACGUCCUCCUUCUCCGACCCAAAGAACAACAAAAGCUUCCACGGAUCAAAGGAUGGCUCCAAAGGAGGUGGAACUGCCCUCCUCACCACCACCACAACCACCAGCACCAACAGCAGCAGCUUCUCCAAACUCCACAAACCCUUAAAGGACCACAAAGACAAGGCUCCAAAAGACUUGAAAGAGCCCAAAAGUGCCUUCAGAGACUCCGCCUGGGAACCCAGCAAAGCCCCCAAAGAAUCUGCAAGGAAACCCAAAGAGAACCAGCCGCUUCGAGAUAACAAUCUAAAGAUUGGAUUCAAGGAACCCAAGUCUUUCUCUAAGGAGCAUCGGAACGAGGGAUCGACCCACGGGUCGGGGCUGAACAAGCGCCUGUCCGCCCCAGACGGUGAUGACAUUUUAACCAAAAAACGCAAAAAGGGAUUUCUGGAUUCUUCAGGAAAGCAGUUGUCGGGCUCAGACGCUCCACAUCUGGAUAAGAAACUGAUGAAGGACAGGUUACAGAUGGGGACGAGUAAGUUACGAGCGGAUGGUGAAGAGGCAGAGCGCAGGAAGGCGCCGAUGCACCCGCCGUUCCAGGAGCUGGUGGACCACAAUGACUCCGAUAUGGAAGACAAGUCUACCAAAUCAGAUUCUGAGCAGCCCAGUCCGGCCAGUUCCAGCUCCAGUUCAGGCUUUGCUCCCACCCACCACAAACGACAAGUGCUCGGCCCGCUGCAGUCCGUGAUGCAGGAUCUGCACUCUGACGAGGACGACUCCGAGGACAACGGAGACAACGACGGGGAUUCAGAUGCAGAGCGACCCGCACACACACAUCACAUACACCACCAGCGCAGGGUCAGUUUAAGCGACGGCAGCGAGAGUGACAGCUCAUCCCCCUCACCGCCGUCCCGUAAGGAGGCUCCAGCUUUAUUAAAGACUCCUAAUAACCAGAUCCUGGAGGUGAAGAGUCCCGUCAAACACGGCAAGCAGGACAAGAACAAAACUGUGGAUUGUGACAAGGCUUAUCUGGAUGAGCUGGUGGAGCUGCACAAACGACUGAUGACACUAAGAGAAGGUCACAUAUUGCAACAGAUUGUUAACCUCAUUGAAGAGACGGGACAUUUCCACAUCACAAACACUACUUUUGACUUUGACCUUUGCUCCCUGGACAGAAGUACAGUCCGGAAGCUCCAGAGUUACCUGGACACCUCUGGUCUGUCCUGAGGCUCCGAGCAGCUGGCUGCUUUACCUCCAUCUCCACUCGGACUUUCCCUCAGACAGAAGUGAUGGCCGCGCCUCGCUGCAGCCGGUUCCAGCCAGUCUGAGCCAAGACGUUGUCUUGCUGCAGAAAGCAGAGCCCGCUGGUGUUGGGAUGGACCCUGUUGAUCAGGACAUCACCCAAAAAGCCUUGAAACUUCACCUGAUGGGGAAUAAAUGAAUAAAAGCAAGGAUUGGCGGCUGUGUUGCUCUUACUGAAUGUCCACAUCGGUCCCGUACUUGUUCCUUGUUUUGUUGAUUGUACCAGAUGCAUGGUCAGCUUGGUCCAGUCUUAUUUAUUUAUUGAAUUUAAUUUGCAGGUGUGUGUGUGUGUGUGUGUGAAUUGGAAAACAGAAAAUCAGUAGACUCACCCCUCACCGUGUGCGUGUGCGCCGCGGUUUUGUUCCGACCUCCAUGGCGGGUCGAUCCACACCGGGAGUGCAGUCCGCCACGCUGGAUCCACGGAGAAUCUUGUGAUUCUCCACUUCCAGGACAUACGUCUCGUCGUCCAUGAUGAAAAAACCCAGAGAGCCCUGACUGGUCAAAUAAAUGAUGUUUACACGGUUCAGCAGCGAAAUCUGCACGAGGGCUUUUAUUUUGAAAAAUACCAGAAGCUUUUACUUUGCUCCCAUGCCUGACUUCCUGUCUGCCCGAUCUGAACUGCUGCGUUUGACGCGUUCUGGACCCGUGCUCCAACAAAAAUUAACUCAGCGCGUGUGUUUAGCGGAACGCCCAGUGGGAAUCGAACAGCUGUGGAGGCCGCGGCGCAGCCAUGACGCGGCGCACACGCACCCGGGUGAGGAUGAAAACCUGCUACAGCUUAAAUCACUGGAGGCAACAAACUGUCAGCUAGGACGUUUCUGUUCCAGGAGGUUUGAUUUCCAACGUUGAGUCAAUCAUUAGUUUGAUACAAAUCCGCUCGGUGGCGAAAGAAUUCAUGUUUGCAGAUAUAAACU
Melanotaenia boesemani (Boeseman's rainbowfish) is the source of this 3092-nucleotide messenger RNA. It is a transcript of the gene mllt3, whose product is annotated as MLLT3 super elongation complex subunit. The transcript is spliced from 13 exons. The record is from RefSeq and is a predicted model, not a curated record. Gene Ontology annotation, cellular component: super elongation complex. Gene Ontology annotation, biological process: regulation of DNA-templated transcription. Bases 361 to 2103 code for a protein of 580 amino acids. Lineage: Eukaryota; Metazoa; Chordata; Actinopteri; Atheriniformes; Melanotaeniidae.